Messenger RNA from Peromyscus leucopus (white-footed mouse), 676 nucleotides. RefSeq names its product phospholipase A2-like. The coding region runs from base 1 to 585 and encodes 194 amino acids. The record is from RefSeq and is a predicted model, not a curated record. Gene Ontology annotation, biological process: fatty acid biosynthetic process; phospholipid metabolic process; positive regulation of fibroblast proliferation. Gene Ontology annotation, molecular function: phospholipid binding; signaling receptor binding; calcium ion binding. NCBI's taxonomy places the organism in Eukaryota, Metazoa, Chordata, Mammalia, Rodentia, Cricetidae. The transcript has 5 exons.
AUGGGGAGCAGGGACAUGGACUCCACUCAACUUCUUUCUUGUUUCUCUCCAGAGGAAAACAACCCCUGUCAGGCCUUCAUUUGCAACUGUGACCGCCAGGCUGCCAUCUGCUUCUUCAAUACUCCAUACAACAAGCAGUACAAACGAGAUAACUUGAACAGCUGCCCAGUCCUCUGCCCUUCCACCUCCACCCAGAGCUUCCUGCACAGGGCUAGUGCACACAGCAUCAGCCCUCGGGCUGUGUGGCAGUUCAGCAAUGCGUUUGACUGCACCUAUACUUGGAUUGAUGACUUGUCAGAGUACAACUGCUAUGGCUGCUACUGUGCCUUUUUUAGCUGGAACAAUGAGGUGGAUGAGUUAGACAGGUGCUGCCAGACUCGUGACAACUGCUAUGCUCAAGUCAAGAAGGUGGAAAGCUGCAAAUCCCUCAUAGAUGACCGCUACGGAAGCUUCUAUACAUACUUGUGCUCUGGGAAUAAGGUCACCUGCAGUGAGGAAAACAGUGCCUGUGAGGACUUGAUCUGCAACUGUGACCGCCAGGCGGCCAUCUGCUUCUCAAAGAAGAACAAAGGCAUUCAGUGUUAGACUUGUCACCUCAGUUACGGGUACACCAUCCUUGCCUGUGUGAUUGUGUUCACUACACACUGUGCCCUCUAAUAAAGAACCCAUUGAAAGA